Macaca mulatta (Rhesus monkey) is the source of this 5744-nucleotide messenger RNA. The record is from RefSeq and is a predicted model, not a curated record. Lineage: Eukaryota; Metazoa; Chordata; Mammalia; Primates; Cercopithecidae.
CAACAGACCGAGACUCCCUCUCAAAAAAAAGAAAGAUUAGUGCAAGAACUGGAUUGGGGAUUGGGAGAAGGAGGGAGACCAGUUAGGAGGUUGUUUCAGUAGUGGGGAAGGAUUAUGGUAGCAUAAAGCAUGGAGUGGCAGCUGAAAUGGAAAGGGCAGAAUGAAUUCCUUAGACACCUACAGCAAGAAAAAACUGGACUUGGUUACUGAUUGGGUAUGGGGAAGUAAGGGAAAUGAAGGAUGACUUCUAGAUUCCUGGUUUGGGCAAACAGGAAGGAGAGGAAGCAGGGUUUUUAGGAGAGGGUCAGCUCUGGGCAUGGUGAGCUUGAGGUGCCAAUGGAACAUCCAAGUGGAGGUAUCCAGAAGGCCAUUGGAUAUGCCUAACUGGAGUUCGCCAGAUAAGUCUAACUCGAAGUUGCAAUGUGGGAGUCUUUGGGGCCUUAUAGAUGCCAGCCACACCAAUAGAUUUGUUGAGCUUGCCCAGGGAGUAAGUGUAGAGUCGGAAGAGACCUAGGACAGAACCCUGAGAAACACCCAAGUUUUGAGGGUCUGGCAAAGGAAGAGGAACCUGCAAAGGUAAUCAAGAUGAAGUGUCCAAAAUGGUAAGAAGAUCAGUAGUAGAAUGUGGUGUUUCAGAAGCCAAGGAAGGAAAAUGUUGAAGGCUUAUGACUAAUCAAGUAAAAUGAAGCCUGAAAGAAUCCACUGGAUGUAGAAACAAGGAAGUUGUUGGUGACCUUUGCAAGUACAGUUUCAGUGGAGUGAUGGGAGCAGAGGUCAAAUUACAGCGGUUUGAGACGCAGAUGGGAUUGAGGAAGUGAAGAUUCAUGUAAGAUACAUUUUCAGAAAGCUUGGCUAUUUAGAAGAAAAAUAAGGCAAUAGCCAGAAGGAAACGCAGGUUUUUAUUUGGAUGGGAGAAACGUUGGUGUAGAUCCAGCAAGAGGGGAAAAGGUAAAAAAAAUUAUAAGGGAAAGAAGAUAACUGAGAAUGGUGCCCCUGAAAAAAAGGCUUCACCAAAGUGUUGGUGAAGAAAUUCACUUAGAAGGGUGGAGGAAUAUUUGUUUUGUGGCAGAAGGGAAGCAUUAUGUUGAGGGUUAAUUGGUAGUUUUCGUGACAGGAAGUUGAGGUAAUUCUUCUUUGAUGGUUUCCAUUUUCUCUGUCAUAUAAGAACAUGAUAUCAGCCAGUGAGAGUGGGAUUGGAGAUAGUGUGCGAGAUUGAAAAGAGCAGAGAAAGAUUGAAAUAUCAGCAGUGGAGAGUGGCAGUGAGAUGACUAAGGUAGCAAACAGAUUUCUGGGCAGUUAUGAUGGCCCUGUUGAGGUUAGUGACUGUCAAUUUUCAAGAGCAGCGGUCUGCAAGGUUAUGUAAUAUGCAUUUUUCCCUCAACAACAUUCAGCCACCUAGUGGUGGGUACAGAGAGAUUAGUUUAAUUGAUCUAGGUUUGAGUUUUACCGGGCGGAUAGAUGGAAGGACAAAGGACCAGGAAGUUGAAGAUUGUGGCAAAACAGUGAUUGAAAGAAGGACUUUAGUAUCUAAACUGGAUAGGAGAGUGAAAAAGAAUGUAUGGACUAGAGGUCCCAGUGAAGUCAGAGAAUCCGUAUCUGAGAUCAUUGAAUGAGAAAGUUGUGAACAGAAAGUGGAAGAAUGAAGUUUGAGUAGUUUCCGGUGAUGACAAGGUCCAGGGUGUGGCCGUGGGAGUCAGGGGCCAAAGUGGAGUACAGGAGACACUCAGGAUGCUGACGUGGCCACUGAACUCCCCCUGGAUGAUAGGAAGACUUGAGGGGAGGGAAGGGAAGAGGAUGCCUGUGAGCUAGGUACCAGUCUUUGAUGGGUAGAGCGAGUUUUUCUGGAGUCUCUAGGUGACAGCAUGAGGAGGGGCAAAGGCUGAGACAGCUAAAUGGUAUGACCCUUGAAGUAGUAAGGGCUUUUACAAGAAGGAGGUGGAAUAAGGAACUGAGUUGGGCUUUGGCAAGGAGACAUGAGGCCCCCUCCUAACCGUGAAAUCCUGGGGGUGUAAGAGUCUAAACAGCUUCUACCAGGAGGGCCUUGCAGAAGGGGAGCCCUGGCGUAGAGCCAGCUUUGGAUGCAGGCUGGAGGUGGGCGGGUGACGGGAGAGGCUGAGAAUGGAGGAGACUUAGCUGAUUGGGAAGAAGGGUUUUCAAGAGCAGAGUAAAAAGGUUGGGAAGGGAAGGAAGGCUGGGAAAUGGGUCAAGGAAGAUGAAGCAUAGAGCAGUGAAGGGGCGAGGAGAGUGUGGUUCACCUCGCCAGUUACAUGUUGUGGAGAGAGGAUGAGAGAUGAUGAAGGUCCUUGGAGCGGGGUUGGAGGCAGAAGUGAGUCUGGGGAGAAGAAGAGUGGGGGCUGUGGAUAGGGAUGAAGCAAGUAGGGAGAAGAUGAAGGCAGAGGAUUUCAUAGGAAGGAGAUGAGGGAAAGGAGUUCCUGUGGGGAGAGGAUGGAGAAAAUGGACAGAUGUGGGGAAAAUAUGGGGGCAGAUUGGAGUCUACCAGGAAGUGAUGGGUAGCAGGGGUAGGGGUGUCUGUCAGGGUAUGAGUGGGGAGCAGAAGAGGGUCCGCGAGAAGGAAGUGACAAAUUGAAGUGCAUAUGCCCCUGGGAGAGAAGUAAGGACACCUUGUUUGGAAGUUUGAGGAGAUAAUGUUUCUCUCUCCCUGUCUCUGAAUGGAGAACUAAGAGUGAGGAGUCAGGGAUGGGAGCCCAAGGAGAAGGCCUGUCUCAUUCUGCAUGUGAAACCUACAGGAAUAGGAGACAGUGACUCGCUUGUUGUCUCCAAGGCCAUUUGGGGACAGUGAGCCAGGCUGGCAGCCCAUGCCUUGGAGGCCUCUCGCGUUCAGAAGGUGUCUUUUGAUUUCAGGGGGUUGGGGAAGCCCUCUGGGAAAUUUUAUUUAGAAACAAGACCUAUUGACCUCUUGAUUUUUAAUACCUCCCCUUCGCUUGUUGCUAAGGACCUUUGGCUUAGCGUGAGAGCUGGGGCUUUUGAGAUUGUGUGAUUUUAGUUUCCUUGCAUGAAGAAGAACCAUUUGGCCACUAUAGAAAUGAUUUAUGGAUGAGUCCAGAUUUAUUAAUCACCUCUGAAGGUGGAGAGGAAAUUAAAAACAAAGAGUCCAGUCUGGGCUGAAGACAAAGUAGGUCUGUCAUCCUUGCAGAAGACGUUGCCAAGGUUAGAAGGCCACGAACAAACCAAUUUGGACCGAGGUUCCUAAUCUGGAUUUUUAAUUUUGCGUGCUUGAUUUUUCGCACCAUUUUCUCUCCGAGGUAAAAUAAUGACUAUUUUAAUUGGCUGCCACUUACAGAGAGAUCCCAAUAAGCAUGAUGGCAUACAUAUAUUUUUCUCUGGCAUUCCAUGCGUGCUCCAGUUCUUAUGACCAGGCUGGUGAAGCUGACUCUUACUGCAUGCUGCGUGCCAUGAUCAGUUGACUCUAAAUUAAAUCCUCUUUUCCAAAAGCCAUUUUCCAUUAGUGCUAAUUUGUUUGCUUCUCAUUUCCACUGAUCAUUAGAGUCUCUGGUUGUGAGCACCAAAUUGGAAAUAAUUUCUUUGACAUUUCAAAAAAAUUUCUCCCCUCCUUGAAUGCCAUUUGGCUGCAGCUAAAUAACAUUAUGGUUUGCAGAAGAACAGUUCACUCCAAUUACAAUUUAACUGACCGCUCAUGGCACUGAAUCCCUGUCCGUAGUGUCCAAAGAUGACACCGCUGCUGACACUGCUAUUUCCUGUCAUAGCUGUAAAACACCUCAUAGACUUUGCACUGGCCUUCUUGGAUGGAGAUUCUGCCACUCCGCACAUGGCAGCUUUGGGAAGUUGGUAGUUUUAUGGACCUGCAUAUCAUGGACAUUCAGAUCUAACCAUCUCAACAGGAGCUGGCUGAUUUCUUCACACAUUCACUCAGUGAGCCUUUAUUCAACAUCUGUUUUGUGCCAAGCAUUAUGCCAGGCCCUAAGGACACAGAGACAGGGAAGACCAACUCCUGCCCUUGAGGAACUCACACUCUAGUGGGAAGGAUGGGUUGGUCUGCAGUCAUUCACCUGGUUCUUAAGUCCAGCUAGAUUUCGUGGUUGUCUCCAUCCCAGAGGCUGCGUGGACGCCCUUCUGGAAGCACACAUCCCAUGUCCUCUGGGGAGCAGUAGAGCCAACUUCAGGACUGAUUGAUCAUGACUUCUAUAAAGGAACAGGCAGCAAUUAGCAGGCUCUUAAGUUUUUUACAGGAGUGGGACAAUGCUGGGAAAGUCGCAAGGAGUCACAUCCUUGACAAAUUUAUUGAAACCAACCGAGGCAAGACUGCCCCUGAACUGGAGCAGGAGUUUUCCCAGGGAGCCAGUUUGUUCCUGGUACGCUUGACCACCUCGCUUAGAAUCACCUAUGUCACUGACUCAUGUUUAGAAAAGCUUCUCAGGUCCAUUGGCAUCUUCUUAUCAGCUGUAAGCAGUAAUCGGUACCUUAUAGAAUUUCUUGAGGUUGGAGGUGUCCUGACACUCUUGGAAAUACUUGGGCUGGAGAAGAUCAAGGAGGAGGCCAAGAAGGAAUCUGUCAAACUACUUCAGGUUAUUGCAAACUCUGGCAGGACGUACAAGGAGCUCAUUUGUGAAAGCUAUGGUGUACGAUCCAUAGCAGAAUUUUUGGCAAAGUCUAAGUCAGAAGAGACCCAGGAGGAAGUGCAGGUUCUGUUGGAUUCUUUGGUCCACGGCAAUCCCAAGUACCAAAAUCAAGUGUAUAAAGGUCUAAUAGCUUUGCUGCCCUGCGAGUCCCCCAAAGCCCAGCAGCUGUCCCUGCAGACUAUCAGGACUGCCCAGUCAAUCAUUGGGACCACACACCCCAGCAUCGUCGACUGCGUGCUGAAGGUGCUGGGCACGAUGCACCUGGAAGUCCAGUAUGAAGCCAUCGAGUUGAUCAAGGACCUCGUGGGUUACGAUGUGCGCCAGGCGCUGCUCAAGGGCCUCGUGGCGCUGCUGAUACCGUCGGUCAAGGAGACCUCCAAAUUGCAGGCCAAGAUCCUCAGUGGUAGGGACCUGCUCAGAUGGGGCUGCCUGGGCCAAGGGAGGGGGGUCUCCUGCCUCACGGCCGCCCCCUCCUCAGACCCCUCAGUUCUCCAGCUCGCCCCCAGCCUGCCGAUGUUUUUGCAGCAGGCCGCGGCCGCCAAGGCCAUCGGGGUCCUGGCACGCAACGACAUGAGCAUCGCCGAGGAGCUGCUGUACCUGCACGUGGUGCACGGCCUAAUGGCCGCCAUGGGCAACAUGGACCACAGCAACAGCCAGCGGCUGGCCAGCCUCACGCUGGAGUGCUUCGUGCAGAUGUUCCCGUUGGUAGCGGAGCACGUGCGCAAGGGCAUGGGAGAGGAACUCUACCAGCUCUUCCUGAGCAACGCUGAGGACUUGUACAUGAAAUUAGACAGCAUUCAGGCGGACAUCUUGGCGGCCAACAAAGUCAAUAUUACCAAAGCCCUGCGCCUCCAUGGCGGCUCCUACAGCAUGAACAUUCUCUAUGGCUCGCAUGAUUCGGCUCAGAUGGCCUACCUCACACACUUCGAGAAGGAGGAUGUGGAAUCAAAGGAGUAACAACCCCUGUGGCAAACCAGGAAGGCCAAGGCUGCGGGGCAGGGAAGCCUGGCAAGAGGAAGGCGUCUGGGGUCAAGCUCAGAGCCACUCCACUUGGCUCCAGGGGGGGAGACGGGGAUUAGGCACCCCGGAAGGGCAGAGGGAGAACCGCUGGCUGUGAAGAGUCAAUAAACAGCCUUGAUACCUGUC